Messenger RNA from Trichomonas vaginalis G3, 708 nucleotides. RefSeq lists its product as uncharacterized. The transcript has a single exon. The record is from RefSeq and is a predicted model, not a curated record. Lineage: Eukaryota; Parabasalia; Trichomonadida; Trichomonadidae. The coding region runs from base 1 to 708 and encodes 235 amino acids.
AUGACUGAGAAACACGAUCUUAUUAGUUAUAAUAAAAAAUUUAAGCCAGGAACAGCAGGCGUAAAGAUUAAUUUUAGUCCUGAUGAAAUGGCAUUCAGUCGUGAAGAUAUGCCUCUUCGUGCAGCGAUGGCGCGAAGAGAAGUUUUAUUAUCUCUUCAACCAGAUAUAGAUGGAAUUCCAAAACGUAGAUGGAACUCAGAUGUAAUGGUAAUUACACCACAUGAACCAUAUAAUCCUCAAGCAAUUUACGUAUCAAAUAAAAACGAACAUGAUCCAGAUUUUAGAAGAGACUUUUACGACUCAGAACUUCCAUGGGAUGCACGCGCAACUAUAGAUACAAAGUUAGAAUCAAAGCAAUUUAAAGAAAGAACAAUGAAAGCUAGAGAAAAUACUCUCAAAAAAUGCGAAGCAGUUGCUAGCACUCCUGCUCUUGUUCGCAGACAAAUCAACUACGCAAAUUUGAUUAAAGAGAGAGGAAUUCCUGCCGCUCAACCUCCUCCACCAUUUAUUGUUAAAAAACCGAAGUUAUCAGAGGGAACAGCAAAGCAUCUUAAGCAGUUCGCCUCUACUAAAUAUUAUCACGACGGUGCUUAUAGAUAUUGCGAAGCUUUAGGUGGUGAAGCUUGGUCGUGCUGCGGAAACACAGACAGAGAUUCUAUCGGUUGCUGCUGCCAGAAAUCUAAUAAGAUGCAUAGCUUGUAUGACUAA